Molecule: messenger RNA, 1096 nt
Organism: Rhinichthys klamathensis goyatoka
Lineage: Eukaryota; Metazoa; Chordata; Actinopteri; Cypriniformes; Leuciscidae
Gene: timm23b
Product: translocase of inner mitochondrial membrane 23 homolog b (yeast)
Exons: 7
Coding region: 461-1096 (211 amino acids)
Biological process (GO): protein import into mitochondrial matrix
Cellular component (GO): mitochondrial inner membrane; TIM23 mitochondrial import inner membrane translocase complex
Molecular function (GO): transmembrane protein transporter activity
Source: RefSeq, a predicted model, not a curated record
GGUGUGCUUCGAUAAGCUUUGCAAGUAUCCAUUUCAUAUCCACAGUUUGUCCCCAUCACCACACCAACUGUGCUUUUUAAUAUUACAACAUAGUAAAAAUGUUUAGCGUAUGUGUUUGAAGGAUGAUAACUGUCUGUUAUGGGUAGUUAAAUGACCGUCCGCAGUUACUUUACGGCAAACAAGGGGAGCGUCAGGUUAAACAUUCGCCAUGCAGUUGUGGCACGAGUUACUGCAUACUGAAUAAAUGAACUAUUUGAUUGUGUUUUGGGGGUAAAAAUGACCGAUUGCAAAUGUAACUUGUCCGAAUGAAUGUAAGUCUAGACUGAGUCCUUCUCUGACCUUAUUACUAAGUUAAAGCUCUUCAAGGACCAGAUUACAUUGGCUAACAGUUGCGCAAAGCUAUUCCUAUAAGCAUAUCUUUAUAUGUGUAGUUGAGGUGUACGAACCUCUCAACCUAAAGAUGGAUAAGGAUCCAUCAGGAUCAUCUAGCACUGGCUCCAGGAGUCCAGGAGGCUUCGGUCUGUUCGGAUCUGCUGGCCCGCAGUAUUCAAACACAGAGCUCGCUGGAGUGCCAUUGACAGGCAUGAGUCCAAUCUCUCCAUACCUUAACGUGGACCCCAAGUAUCUCUUACAGGAUACAGAGGAGUUCAUUUUACCCACCGGAGCAAAUAAAACAAGAGGACGCUUCGAGCUGGCCUUUUUUACUAUAGGAGGAUGCUGUAUCACAGGUGCAGUGUUUGGGGCUGUGAAUGGGCUUAGAAUGGGCUUGUCUGAUACCAGAAACCUGGCUUGGUCCAAACCUCGCAAUGUACAAAUCCUGAAUAUGGUGACCCGCCAAGGCGCCACAUGGGCGAACACUUUGGGUUCAGUAGCUCUGCUGUACAGUGCAUUUGGGGUGAUCAUAGAGAAAGCCAGAGGGGCGGAGGACGACCUCAACACCAUUGUUGCGGGGACCAUGACUGGUGUCCUCUAUAAAUCUCCAGGAGGUUUGCGGGGGGCAGCGCGGGGUGGGCUGGUUGGGCUGACUCUUUCUGGACUCUACGCUCUCUACAGUAACUGGGACCGUCUGAAGGGGAGCUCUCCUACCCGCUACUAA